Molecule: messenger RNA, 5134 nt
Organism: Peromyscus maniculatus bairdii (prairie deer mouse)
Lineage: Eukaryota; Metazoa; Chordata; Mammalia; Rodentia; Cricetidae
Gene: Alx4
Product: ALX homeobox 4
Biological process (GO): regulation of transcription by RNA polymerase II
Molecular function (GO): DNA-binding transcription activator activity, RNA polymerase II-specific; RNA polymerase II transcription regulatory region sequence-specific DNA binding
Source: RefSeq, a predicted model, not a curated record
CUCCUCGCCUCCCCAACUCCCAGCCAAGGCGCGCGGUGGCGUCCUCGCGCCCUCGCCGGCGCCCCCGCCCGUCGCCCGCGCAGGCCAGGCAUGAACGCUGAGACUUGCGUCUCUUACUGCGAGUCGCCGGCCGCUGCCAUGGACGCCUAUUACAGCCCGGUGCCGCAGAGCCGGGAAGGUUCGUCGCCUUUUAGGGGAUUCCCAGGAGGCGACAAGUUCGGUACAACUUUUCUGUCGGCCUCUGCCAAAGGACAGGGAUUCGGGGACGCCAAGAACCGGGCCCGCUACGGCGCGGGGCAGCAGGACCUGGCGGCACCGCUGGAGAGCAGCGCCGGGGCGCGGGGCUCCUUUAACAAGUUCCAGCCGCAGCCACCCACUCCGCAGCCGCCGCCUGCUCCGCCCGCGCCGCCGGCGCAUCUCUACUUGCAGCGGGGCGCCUGCAAAACACCCCCGGACGGCAGCCUCAAGCUUCAGGAAAGCAGCAGUGGCCACAACGCGGCCUUGCAGGUUCCCUGCUACGCCAAAGAGAGCAACCUGGGCGAGCCAGAGUUGCCCCCCGACUCGGAACCCGUGGGCAUGGACAACAGCUACCUCAGUGUGAAGGAGACAGGGACCAAGGGGCCCCAGGACCGGGCAAGUGCUGACAUCCCCAGCCCCCUGGAAAAGACCGACUCGGAGAGCAACAAAGGCAAGAAGCGGCGGAACCGCACCACCUUCACCAGUUACCAGCUGGAGGAGCUGGAGAAAGUCUUCCAGAAGACACACUACCCCGAUGUGUAUGCGCGCGAGCAACUGGCUAUGAGGACCGAUCUCACCGAGGCCCGUGUACAGGUUUGGUUCCAGAACCGGAGGGCCAAGUGGCGGAAGAGGGAGCGCUUUGGGCAGAUGCAGCAGGUCCGGACCCAUUUCUCCACGGCCUAUGAGCUGCCCCUCCUCACUCGAGCGGAGAACUAUGCCCAGAUUCAGAACCCGUCCUGGAUUGGCAACAAUGGGGCUGCCUCGCCCGUGCCAGCCUGUGUGGUCCCCUGCGACCCGGUGCCUGCCUGCAUGUCCCCUCAUGCUCACCCUCCUGGCUCUGGGGCCAGCAGCGUCUCCGACUUCCUGAGUGUCUCCGGGGCUGGCAGUCACGUGGGCCAGACACACAUGGGCAGCCUGUUUGGAGCGGCUGGCCUCAGUCCGAGCCUCAACGGCUACGAGAUGAACGGCGAGCCAGACCGCAAGACCUCGAGCAUCGCUGCCCUGCGCAUGAAGGCCAAGGAACACAGCGCGGCCAUCUCUUGGGCCACAUGACAGGGCCCCUCCUGCCAGUCCUGAUGCCGUGCUCCUUCCUCCCUGGGGCCUUGGCCACGUCCCUGCUUUCCAGGCCCCAAGCUUCCCACUUGACUCUCCUCUUAGGAACCCGGCCUGGCCCAGGGGCCUGGCCCUCAGCACUUUCAGUCACCCCAAGUCUGAGGCCCCAGGGACUGCUGGGAGGGAGGGGGUGGCAGGCCCUUGUCCCUCCCUAGCACUGAGGCCUUGAGCCCUGCUCCCUGCCAAAGGCAGUGCAGAAAGCCAGGUGGCUCUGUGUGUAGCUUUGCAUCACGUAAGCUGCGGCCCUCUCUCUUCGGGUUCCUUCACCCUUCCAUUUGACUUGAGUCGAAGUUAGGCUCCCCUCCAGACCUAACAGCGGUCCAGCCUUGUCCAACCGUCCUUUCUUCCUAUGUGGUCCCCUGGUCAUUGGGCCUAUGGCUGUGUGUCUUAAGGAACAAGCUGCCUUGCGAGUCAGCUCCUGACCCCUUCUGCCCCCAACCCCCAUGAAAGCACAUGGAACCCCACCUUCUUUAUCCAAGGCAUCUGAUCAUCUAUCCAUCCAAGGGACCUUGUGGCUGUGGCUUGACUGUCCCCUGUGAUGGAUGCACCUGGGAAAAGUGGGAGGCGAGAUGAGGGGACAGAACUGAAGGAUGCUGUUGCUGUCCACCCAUAAGGAUGACCAAGCUCCAAGGAGAUGUGGGCCAGCCUUUGAUCCUGAAACUGGUUCUGGUUGACACUGUGGGGGGUGGGGUGCCAUGUGAGAGGGGAGGCAAGGACGCAGAUUCACCGCCACCACCACUGCUACCACCACACAUGACCAUCAGGAGCCAGAGAAGCUCUCAGAAUGACCACAAGGAGGAUCCAGUGGGCUGAACCUGGGUACCACCUGGCAUCUUCUGCAGUGGGGAGGUCCCUUGGUCAGCACUGGAGCCUCCUCAGGCCCCCUCUGGCCCCUCAUUGGGGCUGCUGAGCCGUGUCCUGGUCUGGAAGAAUUUAAACUUUGGAAGACAUAAGCUAGAGCACAGGGCCACGGCUGAAGGGCUCUGGAACAGAGGACAUGUGACCAGCUCAGCCUCCUGCCAGAAUGGCCUUUCUAUGCUCAGACUAACAAUGUCCAUCCACCCACCAUCCUACCACAGCAUGACACCUGCCGGAGCUUUCCACACAGGGUAGGUGGACAUCGGUGCCCCUCUAGGCUAAAAGGAGAGCUGCUUUCCAGCUGCCCUCCACACCCUCUUAGAGAGCCAAUCUUACUUCUUCCCCAGGGGCCAUGGUCUCUGCCUCAGCUGGCCUCAGGAAAGACUCACAUCAAGGCCCACUCUCUGUGGCAGGAAGUCCUCCUGAAGUCAGUCCCCCAUCUGAAGGAAGGGGAUCCCUGUCUACCUGACUUGACCUGGAGCUAGGAACUAGGAUUUGAAGUGGUCCCAGCCCUCACCUGAGCUGGAGCACAGAGCCACCCUUGAGGUAGGUCCCUCAAGCAGGUGGCCUUUUCCUGAGGAGACACACUUGCCUUUUCUACCUUUCUGCCUUGACUAUUGUCUGUGAGGUGGGCUGGGCCCACUAGGCCCAGGGUUCUGCUCACUGAUUGGUCUCUCAGGUUGGGCUGAGGACUGAGGACCCCUGCCUUAGAUCUGCCCUAGGUCUCAGUGGGUUCGAGGGAACCACAAACCCCUGUUGUGUGCCCUUGUCGGCUCUGGAACGUAGACAGAGUAAGCUCUCAGUAGAAUGUAGACUCUGGGUUGGCCACCUCUUCAGAAACUGUAGUUCUCCAAUAGACCUUAGGAAGACAAAGGAGGCCUUGGGUAUUGAAUUCAGUGUUCCUGGUGGCUUGGCUUUAAUGUUUCAGAUGUUUGGGGAACAAGUUCUCCAGUUCUGGAGUGACUGAAAUAACUCCCUCCCUCAGAAUCUAGCAAGAGAAGGAAGAACUUAAGGGCAGGAGCAAUUCCUUGGGGUUCUUCCUCAUGGCUGUCAUGGCUGGGGCAGGGCAAGUGGGGAAAUGUGUCCAUACCCUAGAUAAUCAGUACAAAGAGUGAAGAACCAGAACAGCUCAGGAAGAAGGGAGAGUGAGCUUCUGGUAGAUUCUUCUGGAAAGGAGUGACAUAUAACUUCUUUAGGUUUUAUUCCUGGCCAGGCUAGACCCAAGUCAGGCAAAUUCCAACCCAUAAGCUUGAGAAUAAAAAAGUAUAUAGCAAUAGCAGAUUGCUCUCCACCACAGUCAAGAAUUGACAUACCUCCCAUCAUCUCUCCAGAUGGAGCAAUUUUUACCUAGGCUGUUUCUGGAGGGCCUUGGCAUCAGAUGGUUCCUAGGGCAGCAGGAGAUGCUCUGAGCUCCCACGGGGCCUCCAUCAUGUCUCACAUCUCCUCAGCUGCCCAGGUCCCCUGAAGAGAACUGUGGGGUCCUGUUGUCCCUAGUGGGUCUGUCUUAGCCCCUGGGAUGCCCUAAAGUAACAAAGGCCUCCAUGGCAACCUAGCUUCCUAAUGAGCCAGAUCUUCCAAAGGCACAGCUGUAGAGAGAAGACUACCUGCUGGGUGGUCACUUGCUGGACAAGCAAACUGAGUGAGCUGAGUAAGCCAGCCUUGCCUGCCAGCACACAGUAAGCGGCCACAUCCAGUCCUGGCAGCCUGGUGUAUCACAGAGAGCGGUUACGCCUGUCUCAACCCAUCUCCCCAGGAGCCCCUUCCUUUCACAGUGUGGGGGCCAAGACUCUGGGGCAAACAGAAAUGUCUCCAAAUUUUUCUUUUUCUUUUAGUUUUUUUUUUUUUUUUUUUUUAAUUCUUCCUGAUUCUGUUCUCACAACCAUGCCUCUACCUUUGGGAAGCAGGAUGGGUGAAGAUUUAGGCAAAGAGGCAGCAAGAUCCAGGGCUUCCCCAGCACACACUGCCAUGCUCAUGUUGGACACAGCUCUGAUGCCUCAUCUCCCUGAGGAGACAGGAAGGAUUCCAUGGAAACCGCCAUGUGCCCUUUACACAGUCAAUUGCCUCUGGGAUAGCCUUGGGCAGAUCAUCUCUGGGGACUCAGAAGAAACCAAGGCCCCAGGUCCAUGGGAAUGACCCUGACUGUCAGGUAGGGAGACACACAGACCCAGGAGAGGGAGAGUGGCAGUCAGCCUCGCCCCCAGGGUGCUAACCAAUAACCAUACAAUUUCAAACCAGGACAAGCUUCCAUUUCUUUCCCUCAGCCCUCCUUCACUGCAAGGAUGCCCUAGGGAGGAAUUCCCACCAGACAGUACUUCCCAGCCUUCCCUCUCCUUUCUUCACCCUUCACUCACACAUAGAGCUAGGCCUGUAUACUACUGAUUUUGGAGGACCGUUUUCAGUGUCUAAUAACCUGUUUGGGUGUGCAGUGGUCAGAAAAAAAAAAGAGAGAGAGAGAGAAAGAGAAAACUGAGUAAGAGAUGGAACAUGAACCUCAACCAAAACUCGCUGUUCUUGUAAGAUAUUUUAACCCUGUAUAAAUGCAACUUUUUCUUUAGCUUAAUGGCCUGGGGUGGAACAUUCAAAUAUAUAUAAAUAUAUAUAUAGAUAUAUAAAAUACAUUAAAAUUUCAGAAAAACGUAAAAAAAAAAAAUUGAGGUCCGUUCCAUAAAGUUUUACUGCCUAUACCACCAUGUAACUACAUUAUAGCAAAAUAUUAAAAGGAGCAUUCUUUUCUUUUAAAGUAAGUUAUUGCACUUACAUCUUUUGGAGAGGGGAGGAAUGUGGGAAGAAGGGGGCUGAGGGGCUGGGGUGGGCGGAAUGCAAGGCAGAGGCAGCUGACGCUCCCAGCAGCCGCCUCGUCGGGCGCAGCCCAGACUGUCUGUUUGGUUGUUGUUGUUGUUUGCAAUAAACUCCUUCCUCCUCUCGA